Molecule: messenger RNA, 883 nt
Organism: Trichechus manatus latirostris (Florida manatee)
Lineage: Eukaryota; Metazoa; Chordata; Mammalia; Sirenia; Trichechidae
Product: histone H2A type 1
Exons: 2
Coding region: 46-438 (130 amino acids)
Biological process (GO): heterochromatin formation
Cellular component (GO): nucleosome; chromatin
Molecular function (GO): DNA binding; protein heterodimerization activity; structural constituent of chromatin
Source: RefSeq, a predicted model, not a curated record
UGUUACACGUUCGCCUCAGCUACUUGUGAGUUUAGCAAGUGCACUAUGUCUGGACGCGGAAAACAAGGCGGCAAGGCUCGCGCCAAGGCUAAGACUCGGUCUUCUCGCGCUGGACUCCAGUUCCCCGUGGGCCGUGUGCACCGCCUGCUCCGCAAAGGCAACUAUGCCGAGCGGGUUGGGGCCGGCGCUCCGGUAUACCUGGCGGCGGUGCUGGAGUACCUGACGGCGGAGAUCCUGGAGCUGGCGGGCAACGCGGCCCGCGACAACAAGAAGACGCGCAUCAUCCCGCGCCACCUGCAGCUGGCCAUCCGCAACGACGAGGAGCUCAACAAGCUGCUGGGUAAAGUCACGAUCGCGCAGGGCGGCGUCCUGCCCAAUAUCCAGGCCGUACUGCUGCCCAAGAAGACUGAGAGUCAUCACAAGGCUAAAGGCAAAUAGAAGCCAAGAGUAAUUUUCAGCAGUCCCAGUGAACUAAUCGAGUCCAAACCAAAGGCUCUUUUCAGAGCCACUCACAUUUACUGGAAAAGAAUGUAACAUUCUACGUGGGGGCAGGGGAGAAGUAAUAGAUUUAAUGUCGGAAAAAUAGGGGUUAGAACAGGUUUCCCCCCGGGUCCCUGUUUAAAGUGAAACGAGGUAUUUAAAGUUGGAAGCCCAGGUAACAAAAAAUAAACCACGUGUUAGAAUCUGUGAGCAGAUCCAUUAGGGCCUGUUUAAUCUUUCCACAGGCAGCCAUUAGUUUCCUCAGUUUUAAGUAGAUACAAAAGAAGCUGUGGCUAGAAUUUGACAGCUCAUAAACCCACUGGCGGCAAGGCCGCCGGCAAGAGCCCGCCGGCCACACUGACUGCGUGAAGAAGCCGCACCGCUAUCGGCCCGGCACCGCGGC